Pelagomonas calceolata is the source of this 1011-nucleotide messenger RNA. The record is from the annotation of a GenBank genome assembly. NCBI's taxonomy places the organism in Eukaryota, Pelagophyceae, Pelagomonadales, Pelagomonadaceae.
CAGCGUCGAGUCUUACUCUUGUGCUCGGGGGACCUAGCCGAACGGUGGGUAGGCCUAAAGGAAGAGGGCGAGGCCGCCGGCGAGGCCGGCGAGGGCCAGCGCCACCGCCGCCGCGGGCGUCGACGCGCCGUCGCUCGACGACGGCUUGGCGCACGUUGGGGCGGCCUCCUCGUGGUCGCCCGAGAGGCGGCGGCCGUGGUCGUGGCCCGCGUGGUCGACGUCACCGACGCACUCCAGCUCGAUGUCGGCGCCGGCCGCGACGUCCCCGCACGCUGCCCCCGCGCCGCACUUGAGGAAGUGAGCCGACGAGUCCUCCCAUUCGUCGAUGCCGUGCCCGGCGAAGAUGGCGAAGUAGACGUCGUCGCCCGAGAGGCGGCGGCGGUGGGAGUGCGCCCCAACGUGGAGCUCGUACGUCGUUGUGGCGCCGGUGCCCAUCGUGAGCGUCACGACCGUCUGUUCCCCGACAUCGAUUUCGUCCCCGUCAGCGAUGGUGCCGUCUCUUGCCUCGUACGUCUUCAUGUAGGACUCGGCGCCGUCGGCGAUGGUGUCCAGCGCUGCCACGUCGAGCGCCGCGCCUUCGUUGAUCUCCGCGAUGUAGAGGUUCAUGGUCUCGGUCAGCGUCUUUAUCGUCAUUGUGUACUCCGACGAGUGCGCCAGCUUCACCACCCCGUACCAUUCGUACUCCGCCGCGGCCGGCGCCGCGAUCGCGAGGAAAAGGAGGCUGCGGAGCGACAUAAUGCCUGCGGGACGGCGGCGUUGGCGCGCGUCGCGGACGUUCUGGCAGGUGGGAGGCAGCCUCGGUUGCGCGUCGCUGUUGCAACAGGAGCGAAAGCGCUCCGCGGGGCAGCCACGACGCGGCGACGCUCGCAUGCUAUAAUGCCUCCACGGCGCCGGCCGUUACCUUAUUCGCGUACUUCCCGUGCAAGUGGCUAAUUAACACAGCGAGUUUCUGUUGUGGCGUCAAGUAGGGGGUGGGCUGAGGGCUGCCCGCCCGCCGCCCGCAGGGCGUCG